Molecule: messenger RNA, 2486 nt
Organism: Mus musculus (house mouse)
Lineage: Eukaryota; Metazoa; Chordata; Mammalia; Rodentia; Muridae
Gene: Slc41a3
Product: solute carrier family 41, member 3
Exons: 11
Coding region: 887-1855 (322 amino acids)
Biological process (GO): magnesium ion transport; sodium ion transmembrane transport; monoatomic cation transport
Cellular component (GO): mitochondrial inner membrane
Molecular function (GO): monoatomic cation transmembrane transporter activity
Source: RefSeq, a predicted model, not a curated record
GAGCAUCCCUGCACACCCCACUGCUCGAUCAGAGAGCUGUCCUGACUAAAAGGCUUUAAAAAUUGGGUUUUUCAAGCGCCACCUCUGUGGAUUGGCCCCGCCCACAACACUCGCCCAGCAACCCUCCCCUCCUGUGGCCCCGCCCCUCUGUCUGGACGCCUAGGCAGGGCGGGGCUGGCCCGCCUGCUGCCCUUCUCGCUUCCUCCCGCCGCAGGCCUCCACAGUGUCCAGCGCGCGCCUGGCCGCCUCGCUUUCGCCGCCGGCCGGGAGAGGACCGGUCAGGGCUGCUGGGCUCAGCCGUGUGCUGAUGGAAGGGACAGAAGCCCGACAGAGGAGGCUGGAAGGCUGUGGAAGGCUGAAGGAGCUGGGGCCAUUGCCCAGCCACGAUGCAGGAAGACUCCCAAAGGCUUCUGAAGAAGGACACCUGGCGGUCUCUGAGAGCCAACUGGUGGAUGCCAAAUCACUGGAGGCCCCGCCUGGCAGGGAGACGUCCCUGAUCAUUGGCUUUCAGGUGGUAAUACCCUUCCUGCUUGCAGGCAUGGGACUGUCCUGGGCUGGCUUGCUUCUGAACUAUUUCCAGCACUGGCCAGUGUUCAAAGAUGUUAAAGACCUGAUGACGUUGGUGCCACCCCUCGUCGGUCUGAAGGGAAACCUGGAAAUGACGCUGGCGUCUCGGCUCUCCACGUCUAGAGGGGCUGGCUAUGUCCAGAAGGACUGGCAUCUCCAGAUCCACCAGCCUGACGCCGCUGCCCUUGUCUCUGUGUGCUAGGCCAACACUGGGCAAAUCGAUGACCGCCAGGAGAGGUACAAAAUCAUCAGCAGCAACCUCGCUGUGGUUCAGGUGCAGGCCACUGUUGUGGGGCUCCUGGCUGCAGUGGCCUCCCUGAUGCUGGGCACAGUGUCCCACGAGGAGUUCGAUUGGUCCAAGGUGGCCUUGCUGUGCACGAGCAGCGUCAUCACCGCCUUCCUUGCUGCCUUGGCCCUAGGAAUUCUAAUGAUCUGCAUAGUGAUUGGUGCUCGGAAGUUUGGGGUCAACCCUGAUAACAUCGCCACACCCAUUGCAGCCAGCCUGGGCGACCUCAUCACCCUGUCCAUCCUGGCCCUCAUGAGCAGUUUCUUCUACAGCCACAAAGACACAUGGUAUCUGACGCCUCUGGUCUGUGUCGGCUUCUUGGCUCUCACCCCUCUGUGGCUCUUCAUUGCCAAGCAGAACCCGCCCAUCAUGAAGAUCCUGAAGUAUGGGUGGUUUCCCAUCAUCCUGGCUAUGAUCAUCAGCAGUUUCGGAGGUCUCAUCCUGAGCAAAACCAUUUCGAAACAUGAAUUUAAAGGCAUGGCUGUCCUGACUCCAGUCAUGUGUGGUGUUGGUGGCAACCUGGUGGCCAUUCAGACUAGCCGCAUCUCCACCUUUCUGCAUAUGUGGAGCACACCCGGGGUCCUCCCUGUCCAGAUGAAAAGAUUCUGGCCUAACCCCUGCUUCAUUUUCUGCUCUUCAGAAAUCAAUUCUGUGUCAGCACGAGUCCUGCUCUUUCUGGUGGUCCCAGGACACCUGAUUUUCUUCUACCUCAUCUGCCUGGUGGAAGGCCAGUCAGUGACAAACAGCAAGAUCUUCAUAUUGCUGUACCUGGUGGCAGGCGUGGUCCAGGUGGUCAUCCUGCUGUACCUGGCAGAAGUGACAGUUCGGCUGACAUGGCACCAAGCCCUGGAUCCUGACAACCACUGCAUCCCCUACCUCACGGGGCUGGGGGACCUGCUGGGCACUAGCCUGCUGGCACUGUGCUUCUUCCUGGACUGGUUACUGAGGGGCAGAGCUAAUCUUCAGGAGCUGGUCUCAGAGCUGGUUUCUGUGCCUCCCUGACUGAGCCUACCACCCGCAGGUCUCCAUGAAACUUUCCCUCAUGUCCUCAGUGGUCUGGCAAGCCGUUCACCCCUGCUGACAGGCUUCAAGCUGCUAAACACCUUCGAGGGCAGUGGCCUCAUCAGUCUGCCAGGGAGACAAGUACACACCUUGACUCUCAAGUUGGCAGCCCAGCCUGAAGUAGAGCUCUGACAUUAGGAGCUCUGCUUGCAAGUGUGUGAGUAUGUAUGCCUGGACUCUGUGUGUGUGUGUGUGUGUGUGUGUGUGUGUGUGUGUGUGUGUGUGUGUAGGGCAGGCUGUUCUAACCUGAAGAUGCUGAGGAAGGAGCCUAUUGGUGCAACCUAGGUUGGUGAUCCAUUGGGUGGAUCAGGACGGAACUCUGUGUCCCCAGGUCUCAGGAGUGCCAUCCCCGGGCUCAGCUCCAGUUCCCUGGGCUCAUGCUACUAGUGCUCUGGGCCCAGUGACCAUGCACCUUCACCCCAGGCAGGCCCUGUGUACCCCUCCUCUAUACUCCAGCAUUUAAUCUUGUGGCUGCUUUCUUUUUAUUUCCCACUUUCUCUGUUUUAUAACAGAACCUUCUGUAUAGGUUCUGGCAAUCAAGAGAUGUAUAAUAAAACAUAGCUUACGUGAA